Molecule: messenger RNA, 3558 nt
Organism: Emys orbicularis (European pond turtle)
Lineage: Eukaryota; Metazoa; Chordata; Testudines; Emydidae
Gene: SYNPO
Product: synaptopodin
Exons: 3
Coding region: 1-3558 (1185 amino acids)
Biological process (GO): positive regulation of actin filament bundle assembly; spine apparatus assembly; modification of dendritic spine
Cellular component (GO): spine apparatus; nucleus; actin cytoskeleton
Molecular function (GO): actin binding
Source: RefSeq, a predicted model, not a curated record
AUGCUUAAGGCAACGUUACUGCAGCCUUGUCUCCAAUCUCAGCCUCGCUGUGCCGGGUCCAGUGAAAGGUGCCAGCAUGCUUAUGGCUUUGAGACUCUACAGGUGGACCCAGAAGUGGGCUAUGGCUGUUUGGUUCUGCAGCAGGAGAAAGAGAUGGAAGGCAACCAAAGGUGCCAGCCAACUGCAGCCAUUUGCCCUUUUAACCCGAAGGAACAGGAGGAAAAGAAUGAAUUGCCACGAGGAAAACUUAGAGAGCAUCUCCAGCAGGAGAGCAGGAAUACCAAUGGAGACAUGCUGGGGCCCAAAUUCCACAGCUAUGGCUUGGCAUCUGCUGGUGGGUACCCAGCUACAAGAGACUCCCCCCAGUCUGCCCCAGAGCUGCUUCAUUCUGGGGCUAGCACCGGAGCUGACCCCAGCGAAGAAUGGAAAGUGGUGAAGGUUAAACGAGUCCUCAUUUACCCUGCUGGCCAGCCGCGGAAAGCAAAUCUUUCCAGGAGUGCCAGUCUCUCCGAGAAGGAGCUGAAAGAGGCUAAAGCCAGGAGCCAGAAGAUCGCAGCCCAGCUAACGAACCCACCCAGCUCAAACUCCAAAGGUGUGCUGCUCUUCAACAGGCGCAAGCAGAGGGUGAAUGAGUUCACUUUGGCAAGCACCAGAAAAAGUGGCGAGGAAGCAGCUACCAGAGGCAGCCCGAGAGCUCUUCAGCAGAGCAUCCCAAACCAUGGGAAAUUGCUGCAUUUGAGACAGACUUUAGAAGGCAGCAAAGAACUGAAAGAAUUACUCUGCGCGGAAGACCCUGGACUGCAGAUCCUUAAAGGCAACAUGGAAGAAUAUGAGGAAAACACCUGCCUAGAGAAAACACAGUCCCCACCAAAGAAUGAAGUCAAGAGUGAGGAGAUCCUUCUCCAAACAAUCCCAGUGCCAUCCCUCAAGGAGUCUCCUAGUGGAGACAUAGAGCAGGUCCCUCUAACUAUCUACUUAAAGGAGAACAUAAAGGUGGCAUCAACCAAUGGCGUGCACGAACCUAGCGUCAAUGAGCAUGGACAUGCACCGGUGAUUGACAGCGAGAACAACACGCCAGUUCUCAUCAAGGAGCAGACGGCCCCAGUUAUCGACAAGGAGCAGAAUGGAGAAGUUCUCAACAAAGAGCAGAAUGUGCCCGUGAUUGACAAAGAGAUGGCUGUUCCGGUUACUGACAAAGAGACGGCUGUUCCGGUUACCAGCAAAGAGUGCAAUGGGGGGCCCAAUAAACAAUAUUAUGAAGUUCACCUCACUUUGGCUAAACCCAUGCCGGUGAAGAAUAGAACAGCAAGACCAUUUGGGACUCAAUCAUCAGCUACAACAAGCCAACCAACGGAGAAAAGUCCUGGGGAAGAAGUUCCUCCACCCCCCACCUAUGCAGAGACCUUGUUCAGUCCCCCUCCAGUAUCUAGGGUCAGGUCGCCUCCUGCGUAUUCAGCCUUGUAUCCUAGUGCGGAACAGAAGCCUCUCAUUCUGCAAGGGCCUCACCAUGGAGAAAGCAGAUCAACACCCUUGCAUAAAACAGGAAUACUAGAGGAGUCCGUGGCCCGGAGAACAACUAAAAAAUCCAUGUUCACCUUUGUUGAAAAGCCAAAGGUGGCUCCAAACCCAGAUCUUUUGAACUUAGUGCAGAAUGCAGAUGUAAGGAGGAAGCAGAAGGUACAAGGAGAACCAGUCCAAGAAGAAGAACCAUUUGCCCUUGGGGCAGAAGCUUCCAACUUCCUGCAUCAGAAUGCACUGAAAGGCGGGCUUCACCUGGAUUCUGCAGACAAUGCCCCAGAGUGGUCUUCAUGCCUGAAGUCCCCAAGCAUACAGCCUAAGCCUCAAAUGAAACCCAAUCAAAACCUAACCGAAGCAAAAGGAAAAGGAGCUGAACUGUUUGCCAGAAGGCAGUCAAGGAUGGAGAAGUAUGUUAUUGAGUCCCCAGCACACCCUGGCUUGGCCAGGUCACCUUCUCCCACCAUGUCUCUGCCUCCAUCCUGGAAGUAUGCUUCCAAUAUUCAUGUAACACCCAUGGUCUUCAAACACCCGCCCAAGAGUCCAGCCAGGUCAUCAAAAACUCCCCCAGCAUCUUUGUACAACAGCAACGUCACGGAGAGUGAGAUUUCCCGACAGGAGCUAGAAAUCUCAAAGCAGCAGCCGUACCAGCUCCAAUCAUCUUUGUUCAUCCUGUCCCCAGCUAAAGAACCGGUGAGGUCUUUGCCAAGAGGGGCACCACCGCCACAACCCGCGUUUCCUGACUCUCAUUCUUACACGAGACAUACCUCAUGCCCAACGUCUCCCUUGACACCUUCCCCUGUUUUUCAUUCUCCUGCUCUGUCAAGUUCAAGCAGGCCAACAUAUGCUCCUCUUUCUCCAUCCUCUGGGACUGUGCUUAGUGCCCAAGACAUCAGAACAAGUGCCCCACCGGAAGCUCCCUUUGCAUCCCCUUCCAGAGUUUUGUCACCAAGAGCCAAAGGAGUCUUCCAAGCUCCGAGACCGUCUUAUUCCACCAGGAAUGCAGGGAUUGAACCCCAGGAAAGAAGAGUGUCCCUGCCUGCCUCCCUGACCUGGACCCCACGACUGGUGCCCCACCUGAGCCCCUUCGAGGGGUGGUCGAGCCCGACGCCGGAGCCUGAGGAAAGGCCUGCGGAGGCCCUGCGAGCAGCCAGUGUGAGGAGCCCCCCUCCUCCCAUGUCGCCGUCGUGGAGCGAGAGGUCCCUCUCCCCACUGCGGCAGGAGGCAGAGCCCAAGGCCAGCCGGCAGAUGCAGGCCCUGCUCGCCAGGAACAUCAUCAAUGCUGCCAGGAGGAAGAGCUCCUCCCCCAAAGCCCUGGGGCCAGACGGCGUCAGGCCAUUCACGCCGCCCGCCGGCGCUGGGGCACCACCUGCCAGCGCAUCUCCAUGCAGCAGCCCGAGGGCCCUGGACAACCACUCCCCGAGUCCGCAGUCGCCGAGAGCCACGAGGGUGGAUGGGCACAGACACACCAGCACCGGGACCCCACAAUUCAGCACCUCGUCCUGCAUCAGCCCAAGGACCCUAGGCAGCCACUCCCCGACCUACAUCAGCCCACUGCAGUCGCCGCGAGCAGCCAGGACGGAUGGGCACAGGUCCUUCACAUUACCCGCAAACACCGGGGCACCGGCGCUCAACGCAACAGCUGGCAGCAGCCCUGGCACCACAGCCAGCCACUCUCCAACCUACAGGAACCCAGUGCCAUCUCCAAAAGCCACCUGGAUGGAUGGUCACAGGAUUCUCAUGCCACCCGCCAGCGCUGGGGUGCUACCGGCCAACACAUCUUCUUGUACAAGUCCUAGGAGCCUGGGUUCCUACUCGCCGACCUUCAUUCGCCCGGUGCAGUCGCCCCCUGCGGGAGUGAGGUCCCCCGUGAAGCAUUACACCUCCAGGUCCCCCACGGACUCGGAUGUGUCCAUCGACUCAGAAGACUCGGGGGUCAAGUCUCCCGGGAUCCGCAGCUUUAACAUCUGCCCCCGGGGCUGGAACGGGAGCGUGCGGCUGAAACAGGGCCGCCUGCCCUCGGAAGCGCCCUGCACCUCCUAG